AUGACUGAGCAAGACGACGAGGCUAUAGGCAAUCAAAAGCGUGCUUCAUGGAGAUCCAAAUGUCGGGCCACUCUCUCAAAACAUAUCUACGAUGUCCAGCUCCGUAUUGGUAACGGAGGCGCUGGCCAGAGUGGUCUGAUUAAGGCCCUCGCCAACGCCUUCAUCAAGUCCAGCGUCCGCAAUGGCUCCGACCCCCUCGCCGUCGAGUGGUACAAUAUGAUACCAUCGAGAGCAUCAACUACCUGUAAGGACGGCACCAUCGACAUCGGAAUCACCUAUACUCCUGCCGCCGAGUCCAUCGCCAUCAUGAAAGGCUUCGCCAAGGGACCGGCCUGA
Messenger RNA from Penicillium argentinense, 336 nucleotides. RefSeq lists its product as uncharacterized. The coding region runs from base 1 to 336 and encodes 111 amino acids. The transcript is spliced from 3 exons. The record is from RefSeq and is a predicted model, not a curated record. NCBI's taxonomy places the organism in Eukaryota, Fungi, Ascomycota, Eurotiomycetes, Eurotiales, Aspergillaceae.